CCAUUGUUUACUCGGGUAAGUCCACCGUCCGUUGCGAUUGAUCUCAGCAUUAUGAUAUCUUCGCAAUCGAAAGCACGGUACCCUGCGUAUUGCCGUAUCUCGACGCGCGCCCUCGGGAGUGUCUCGAGUGACCGUUUUUCAUGGAAAGCCAAUGUAAAACGGCCUGAAAGAUAUCUACCAAAGAUGUGACAUCGUGUUUUCUAUGGUAUAUGAGCAGUCUCUGGCUUUUCAAGCAUUUGAGAACGUUCUUGGAAAUGAAUCCGGAGGUUGCUCUUCGUGCAGCAUCAUCUAAGUACCACAUAUGCGGGGUGAUCAAUUUUAAGCUUCCCGGAAUUUUUUAAAAUCUCCUGUUGCCGAUAACAUAGUUCUAGUCCUUUAAUUGGAUUAUUCGGAGAGGUGACAUUACUUCCACGAAAAAUUUAAACAUACACAGCUAAUUAAGGAAUAUUCACUAAUAGACUUCCUAAUCACGUUAAGGCACAUAUGGCAAUUUACGAAUCGUAGCCGGUGAGUUUGCAAGGUGUAUUCAUUUGGAAUUAAUUUCCUGAAUGAGACCAGAUAUGAGUCAUCAAACUCGCCGUAAAAAAUGCACCGUUGGUCCACCUAUUUUUUUUUUUAACAGAACGCUUUUUUAAUCCUUGAAGCACAAAAGUAACUGGAACGCCCAUGUAUUUCGUCUCACACUUAGGGAAAUAAUAUCGUGGGAGUGGCGUAAUCCUGGAAAUCCAUUUAAUGUGCGUACGUCUGGCAGGUUCUUGUAUAACGACUUUUUCCGCCUGUCAUACAAGUUCAAACAGAGUGGUUAAAACGGCGCAUAUAUUGCUACAAGUCACUGUCUGUAUGUUUCGUACACGUGCGCUAGUUCACACUUGACGGCGAAGUUUUGUGCAACAAAGGACACGCCACUGCAGCAGUUGAGCAUUUACUGAGAACGCGUUCUGCCACCGCGCGCGCGCAGCACGCACUCUCAACGACUUCGUGCUGCAUUACGAGCCGCUCGCGUACGAGCCCAUCAGCGUGGGCAGCAGGCGCUGGAAGCGCUCAGCCGCGCAACACAAGGCCCCGCGCCACGUCGAGCUUGCAUUCAGCUCCUACAAGAGAGAGUUCAGGCUGCGCCUCGAGAGGGACCCGUCCGCUUUCUCUGAAGACUUCAUCAUCGAGACGCAUCGAGGACCUGUACUGGACAGCCUGGAGCAUCUCUAUUCCGGUCAUGUUGUGGGGGCGCCUGACAGCCGCGUGGUGGGAUCGAUCAUAGGCGGCGUGUUCAGCGGCCGCAUCUCGCUGCCCCGCGAGGGCGAGGAGUUCUACGUGGAGCGCGCCGGCCAUUUCGUCCAGGACUCGGCCCCCUUCCACUCGCUCAUCUACUCGGCGCGGGACGUCAGCUUCGCCGGUGGACGUUGCGGCCUUCAUGGCGCCACCAAGGAUGCCAUGGACCGAAUACGGCGCCAAUACCGGCGGCACCAAUCUCAGCAACGCCGUCUAAAGCGUUCGGUGAUGGACCUCGACCUCGAAACAACGCCGAUGGCCAGCGCAAUUCGAAGGAAGGUUGCGGCCUAUGGUUCCGGCAUUCACGGUCGAAACCUCUCGAAGACGCCGUCCAACCGCAGUGGCGUCCUGGCUCCGGAGGGUACGCUUCGAAAGACGUACGUCCAGCGCGUGUGUAACCUCGAGAUCGCCGUGGACCACACGCUGUUCGAGGCAGUGGCCUCCUGGCAGGGAAACGAGCAUGACAAGAUUCUCAGGGCCCGCCAGGAGUUGACCAGCAUGGUGUCCAAGCACGUGAAGGCCGUCUCGGAGAUCUUUGGCGGCACAAACUUCAACGGUAUCACCGGCAUCGAGUUCGUGGUGCAGCGUCUCGUGAUCAACGACUCCAGCGUGUGCGAGGGACCGGCGAUGCGGACAAACCCCUUUUGCCAGGACAGCCUCGACGCUCCCCAUGCGCUGCACGAGCUGUCAAAGAUAAACCACGAUGGUUUCUGCGCUUCGUACCUGUGGACCCACCGGGACUUUCCCGGAGGAACGCUGGGCCUCGCCUACAUGGCUGAACCCGAUGGUUUCUCGGGCGGCAUAUGUGAGCAGUUCCAAUCCGGAGGCGGCAUAGUGGUCGACACUGGCACCACGGGCUACAUCGGUAGACUGAGCCUGAACACGGGCGUGGUCACCUUUCUCAACAAGAACAUGCGUGUGCCGCAGAGGGUCUCCGAAAUCACCUUUGCCCACGAGCUCGGUCAUAACUUCGGAGCACCGCACGACAUGCCUCCAGACUGUGUCCCCGACGGCACAGGCGGUAACUUCAUCAUGUUCGCCAGCGCCACGCGCGGCAACAAACCCAACAACCGGCGCUUCUCCAUAUGUAGCGUGCGCAACAUAUCGGCUGUCCUGAUGCAGAUGUUCUCGCAUCGCGGGUCCCGGCCCAACUGCCUGCAGGAGCCCCAAGGCCCCUUCUGCGGUAACUCCAUCCGCGAAAUGAACGAGGAGUGCGACUGCGGCUACGAGCGCCAGGACUGUGGUGCCGACGUGUGCUGUUACGCGCGCGAGCACGGAGAGAUCAACCGCAAGCCGUGCACGCUCAGGCCCGGAGCCGCUUGCAGUCCCAGUAACGGAGCGUGCUGCAGCAGCGACUGCCGCUUUCACAACACGUCUACGGCAUGCAGGCCUGAAGACGACUGCACCUUCGAGGCCUACUGCACCGGCACAAGCGGCGAGUGCCCUCCGUCCGACUGGAAGCCGGACGGCACGCUGUGCAAUCAUGCCACUCAGCUGUGCGACGCCGGCGAGUGCAGUCAGUCCGUUUGCCGCCUGUACAACCUGGUCGACUGCUACCUGACCGGGUCAUACCUGAGCAUGGAGGACAUGUGCCUCAUCGCCUGCAGAGAGAACGUGCCGGGAAGCGAAUGCAAGGAGGCGUGCAGCUUCGAGCGCAUGCGGGACUUCUGCGGCAGGCGCAUGCAGCCGGGCGCUCCGUGCUACGACCUGCAGGGAUACUGCGACGUUUUCCAAAAGUGCCACCUCAUCGACGCCCAGGGUUUGCUCUCCAGGCUCAAGCGACUCGUCUUCGGCGGCGAGGGCAUGGGCAGCGCACUUGUGCGCUACUGGUACCUGACGCUGGUGGCGGUCGUACUGGCGGGCGCGGCAACUGCCGUGUUCGUGCGAGUUUGCGCCGUGCACACGCCGAGCACCAACCCGCACCUGCCACCGGAGAGGACCGUCAUGUCGAGUGCGCGCCACCCGGUCGCCUUCAUCAAGGAUGUGACGCGCUUCUCGUGAAGGGAUACAGGAUUGGGAAACCCGCUCCGCAUCUCUGAAUAUUCAAGGCGCUAUAUUGGGUUGGAAAACAUCUCUUUCAGCGCCCUCCCCCCCCCCCUUUUUUUUUUUUUUUUGCCUGAGAAUCAGUCUCGAAUAACAAGCUGCUGUCCUCCAUCCCCCUCGCAGAAAACAACCGCAAACUAUAGAGGGACGACCAGCACUGAAAAUUUGAAUGAAUGCGCUAUGAAUUUAUUCUUGAGUUGGACUUGUCGCAAGUUCAGUGCUUACAAACGCCUUCUUAAGAUUCCGUGCUGUUGAAGAUGACUAAAAGGAUAUACUCAUACGUGCUGUAUAGGCGAAGAGAACGUAACAUAAAGCUAGUGCAACGGCAAUUUGAUUACCGGGGACAGCUUUUCUUCGUGGGAAAGACUGUGACUGAGAUUUCAAGCUUUUCUAACCUUUCCACUUGGGGGUCAAGUGAUUAUAUUUGCUUAACAUGCAUGGCUGUUUUUUCUUAACUGGGCAGUCUUCGGUAUAAAUAUACAAGAAAACGAAAGAGAGCAGAUGUAAAGACACGCAGUGUGCCAAUGUGUGCGGAUAUUUUGUUAUUUUGUUCGUUCGGUCGUAACUGAUUGCAUUCAAUGGGGCACAUGAACUUCAUGGUUUUAUGGAACCACUAAAUCAUAGCGCCGAACUAGAAACUUAGUCCUUGUUCAUUUGUAUAUCUACUGGUUUGUUAUCCACUACUUUUGCCAUAGGAAGAAAUCAAGACGAUCACUCAUUCUCACUUCGAAACGUCUAGUCGCUUGAUGAGCGGAAACAUGGUUAUGGGAGGAAAGCACCCACGUAUUGCCCUCUUUGCUCUUCCAGGAAUAUGACUGCCCGUACGCCGCAAUGUCAGUGUUUUAUGGAAUAAGCUGCUACGCGAGAAUAAACGCAGCAAAAUAAAAGGUAUUUGAAUAAU
Dermacentor andersoni is the source of this 4210-nucleotide messenger RNA. RefSeq names its product disintegrin and metalloproteinase domain-containing protein 10 homolog. Lineage: Eukaryota; Metazoa; Arthropoda; Arachnida; Ixodida; Ixodidae. The record is from RefSeq and is a predicted model, not a curated record. Gene Ontology annotation, molecular function: metalloendopeptidase activity. Gene Ontology annotation, cellular component: plasma membrane. Gene Ontology annotation, biological process: Notch signaling pathway; membrane protein ectodomain proteolysis.